CCACAACUCAGUUCUUACAGUGGUAUCGGUAUCUCGAAAGCCAUGCAAGCAAAUAAUCUGCUUCUAAUAUGCCGCUUGUUGCAGAGAAAUAGGAUACCGAGAUGCAUGGCUCAAAAGCUUCAUACACAGGGGGGUUUGCCCUCGAGAGCCGCUUCGGUGGUAAGUGCCGACGGCGAUUUUAAUGGCUCAAUUCAACAACGUCUUAACGCGUCUUCUGCGACGGCUUCUCAGCCAGAAUUCGUUCCCGAAGUGACAUCCAACCCUGAACAGAACAACACGCCGAUAGUUAGUAUAGAUGACAAGAAGGUGUCUGUCCUCUGGAGCCCUCAGGACUGGUCACGUUUUCAUCAUAUGUGGCUGCGUGACCAUUGUAGAUGCCCGAGCUGCUUCCACCCGGUGACGAAGCAGAGACUGGUCGACACGUUCCAGAUCCCACGAGACAUCAAACCAACUAAUCUUCAUGCAUCAACAGGGGGAUUAGAAAUAAUCUGGUCCUCACCAUCAACGGAACACCAUUCGUCAUUUUACCCCUGGUCAUGGUUACGGGAACACACAUAUGAUCCACCUCAACGCCUUAAACAUCGGGCUAAUGAGAGAGUUCUCUGGGGGACGAAGAUCGCUAGCUCGCCCCCAACCAUCACCUAUGAGGAAGCGAUUGCAAAGGGUGAUGCGGGUUUAUACAAGUGGCUGAGCAGCAUCGACCGCUUUGGCUUCUGCUUCGUUUCUGGAGUACCACCAACAGCCGAAGCUACCGAGAGACUUUGUGAACGCAUUGGCUUCAUACGCGAGACACAGUACGGGAAAUUCUGGGAGUUUACCGCUGAUCUCGCUAAAGGCGACACCGCUUACACCAACAUGGCGCUCGGCGCUCACACCGAUACUACUUACCUUACUGAUCCAUGUGGUGUCCAGCUUUUUCACCUCCUUUCGCAUACCGACGGUUCGGGUGGCACAACGUUGUUGAUCGAUGGCUUCUAUGUGGCCUCGCUCCUAAAAGAGCUCCAUCCUGACCACCAUGACAUCCUAUCUCACGUUCCGAUACCAGCCCAUGCCUCAGGAGAGCCCACAGCGCUCUACAGGCCUGGCCCACCCUUUGGCUAUCCGACGUUACAGUAUGACGUGAUCACAAAGGAACUGAUCCAAGUCGUAGAGAAGUGGUACGAUGCGAUCAGGGCAUGGAAUACACUUCUUAUUAGCCCUGACUCCGAGUACUGGGUUCAACUUGUACCCGGUACCGUCCUGUCGAUCAACAACCACCGCGUCCUCCAUGGACGUUCCAAAUUCGACGGAAAACGUCGCGUCUGCGGGGCAUAUAUUGGCAUGGACGAAUACCGUUCCAGGCUCGCGGUCCUCCGGAGGAAAUUCGAUCCCCGUUUCCAAGAUUUUGACGUCCAGGCAGCUCAAGGGCGGCCCGAAUGUGGUAACUUAUGCAUCACCUCAACCGCGUACAAACUAGCCUAGAUAUACUGGGAUGAAAUGAAAUUUAUUCGUACGUGC
Molecule: messenger RNA, 1497 nt
Organism: Pisolithus orientalis
Lineage: Eukaryota; Fungi; Basidiomycota; Agaricomycetes; Boletales; Pisolithaceae
Product: mitochondrial protein
Exons: 14
Coding region: 43-1461 (472 amino acids)
Biological process (GO): carnitine biosynthetic process
Cellular component (GO): mitochondrion
Molecular function (GO): oxidoreductase activity
Source: RefSeq, a predicted model, not a curated record